This is a messenger RNA of Knipowitschia caucasica, 1794 nucleotides long. NCBI's taxonomy places the organism in Eukaryota, Metazoa, Chordata, Actinopteri, Gobiiformes, Gobiidae. The record is from the annotation of a GenBank genome assembly.
AUGGUUUGGUUUCUCCAUCCAGGAAACGAGCCAGACAGUGACGGACUGAGAGGCUACCUGUCAUCAAGCGCCUGUCACCCACCACCAACAACCACCAGCACGGGACCCUCACCUGCACCCAGUCCCCACGCGUGGCCUCUUCCCGGGAUGGAUGAAGAGAUGCAGUCCCCAGACGAAGGACCGUGCGCCUCCAAAUCGAGCCGACUCCAGCGCGGCCCCUACAGCUCCCUCAAAAUGUUCCAGUCCAAGCGCACGAGUGGCAAGUCGCGCUUUGAACGGUCCGCUGCUGUUGAGGGGCUUGGAGAUGGAGAUGGAGAUGGAGAUGGAGAGGUGCACCAGUUCACUUUCCACCCAGGACAGAUCCAUCCUUUCCAGACACAUCACAACCAUCACCAUCACCAUCAUCAUCAGCAGCAACAACAGCAGCAGCAGCGCGCACAGCUUCACCAAACCAGCCUCCAGAUGCACCCACAGCAGCAGCAGAACCGUCCCCCAUGUGAGCGCAGGCCCAGCAGCAGGGUGCCCACCUCCACCUCCACCUCCACCUCUGCGUGUGGUCUACAGCAACAGCAGCGUGGGGCGUGUGGGGAACUUGAAUCCAAAUUCUCUCCACUAAGAGCUCCUCAGAGUCAAGCUCCAGACUGCACCUUUGCCAUCAGCUCAGAAAACCGUCUGAUUCUGGAUGCCUUUGCUCAACAAUGCAGCAGAGUCCUGAGUCUCCUGAACAACGGGCGUCUUCUGGAGCCUUCUCGCUCUUUCAUGUCCAGCAUCAAGGUGGAGGACAGUUUGGGCUCUGAUGGUCCGGGACUGCAGGCUCCUGUCCUCACAAAGACCAAAUGUGAAGAGUCGUCCAGCACGGAGCUGGAGCAGGAGGCUCAGCCCAGUCAUGUGAGCCCCCAGCAGACCUCCGCCGUGCUGCGCAUCUUCACUGACUCUCUCCAGAACUACCUACUGUCAGGCCCUCGCAGGCAGGACCAGAGCCCCUCUGUAGAGCCCAGCUCUGGCCUGUCCCCUCAGAGACACAACUUGGGCUGGGGCUCCCCCACACCCUCCGAGUCCUACGGUCACCCAUCCUCCACUCUGCCGGAGGAGGAGGAGGAGGAGAGCUGCUGUCCACGCUGUGUGGAGCUGGAGCAGGAGGUGCUGUCGCUGCAGCAGGAGAACGAGGAGCUGCGUAACAAACUGGACAACAUCCCAGUCCCGUGUCAAAAUGUACUCGACUACUUCAAGACAGUUCUCGAUGUUCACAACCAGCUUCUCCAACCAAUGCCCGAGGAAUCAUUUAUCGAGGAAGAAGAAAGACAGUCAGUGUUUGAGCAGGGAAGUAAGCAGCUGUUGGAAAACUACCCCCUCUUCAUCACUAACAAACAGUGGGACGAAGCAGUGAAUUCCUCAAAGAAAGACGGCAGGCGUCUGUUGCGGUACCUGAUCCGGUACGUGUUCACCACGGAUGAGCUCAAGUUCUCGUGUGGCCUGGGAAAAAGGAAGCGAUCGGCCCUCUCUGGAGAGCCAGGACUGGAGAGGCGGCCACUGAAUCCUGUUAAAGUCAGCUGUCUCAGAGAGUUCAUCCGGAUGCACUGUGCCUCAAACCUGGACUGGUGGAUGCCGUCGGAGGAGCAGAUAAAUAAAGUGUUCAGUGAUGCGGUGGGCCAUGCGCGGCAGGGCCGGGCUGUGGGCACGUUCCUCUGCAGCAGCGGCAGCAGCACCAGCAGCCUCUACACAGAGGCCUUCGAUGGCCCUUUGUCACAGGACGAACUGUAUCUCAAAGGCUGCCCCAACGCCCAGUGCGACUGA